AUGGCCCAGAAGGUCUCGGACAUAGCCCAGCUCGCCGGCGCGAAGGAUGCCAGCUACCUCGCGAGGCAGGACACAUCGUCCGAUGAUGCGGAAGAUGUGUCCUGGCAGGACACAUCCUCAGAUGAUGCGGAGGCCAAGGUCCAGGCGCUGGACCAUGUGCACGCGAUGGUGGGCGACCAGAGCUAUGAUGGCAUACUGAAGCUUGCGAGCACAACAACCGGUUGGGCCCCCUUGAUGUCGCGGUGUCGGGGGCAGAUCGGCGACACUUUUACCGUCGGCAAGAAUCUGACAAGCUCGUUGGAGAAGGUAUUUCGAGAUACGGCUACCACCAGUGAUGUUGAAGCCCUGUUCGUGAACUUGCGAGUGGCCUUCCCCUUGCUCCUGGAAGAUGGAUCUGGCAAGCUGAAAGUUCGGGUGAUACAGGCCCUGCGAGGGUUGGAGCAGGUGAGCGGAAAGCUCAUCAAUAUAAUAUCCGAGAACUUUGUCUGCGUGGUUGAGCACCCUGAGACCGUCAGCAACCCAGAUGAAGCCAACGCGCUGCUUCAGGAACAGGCAGACGAGAUUAGGAUGUCGCCCAGUCGUACAGCAGCGGCCACCUCUUGGUACGAUGACUUGAGCGAGAAGGUCAAUAACACCGUCCGCAACUCGCUGGAGCUGAAAGAGGUGCGGGAUGCGUUAGACUCGAUCGCAUCCGUGGGUGAGGAGAUAACCAGCCGCGAGAAGCUCUUCGACGCCGUGCACAAGACCCUGACUACUUGGAUUACUGUGCGCAGUAAGGCUGGCGAGGAGAAGUUGGCUAUCUUCCCAUGCUGGGAAGCCGUGGCUACCUUGAAAGAUGCAGUUUCGACGAAAUACGGGCUGGACUCUGAGGUGACCGAUGCGCUCGACUCCAUCGAGUCCAAGCUCGAGCUGGACGACCUGGGGGCCACCUUGUACAAGACGAGGGUUGCCACCUUCAAGGAAGCGGUCUUCGCCCACGCGGUGGCGUGCACUAACUUGAAUGGCACAACUGUCACCGAUGCGGCUGCCGUCGAGUUGGUGAUCUCCACAGGAACCACGGUGCGGGAUAUGGCUCAUCCGUGCUUGCAGGUCUGCCGCUGGUCGGAGACGCCCGGGCGCGACCGCGCUGCCAUUGCCCUCGUCCGCGAUGUGAUCCUCUGCGUCACGUCGAUGGGCCAUGUCGCAUGCAAGAUGGAUGCGAAUAUCGAUGUGGAGUUCGCGCCUAGCGCGGACCUGGAUAGCUCAAUCAGCCAGAUGAGCGAGAAGGCAGAGGAUGUCUCGCUCUCCAUAACUUGGCUCAUGGGGGACAGCAUGGGAGCAUCUUUCGCGGGGAAGGUGAAGUCUUGGUGCGAGCGCUUGAUGGGCGCGUCGGUGAACGCGACAGACCUGAAGCUCGAGGAGAUCGAUCAGCUGAUGAACGCUAUCCUUUCCAAACUCGUGGAGAAGGGCCAGGACAUGACAUGGGCCCAGAUCGUGUCCAAGUUCAAGGCCAAGGAUGCGGGCGAAGUGAAGUCCAUCCGCUACAAGCUGAAGACGGCUGUGGGCGAGCUCCCGGAGGGCAAGCGGCUCAAGAAACACAAUGAAGUGUUGGGCGAGUCGCGGUUCCAGACUUUCAAGUGGGGCGUCGCGACGCUGAUGACCAACCCAUCAAUAGGCUUCACCGCUGCGGACGGCCGUGAGAUUCGCUCCAACCUGAAGGAUGUCUGGGCCGUGUCUGGUGCCGAUGAGCAGUUCAAGAAGUACCUCGGCGAGGGCGUGGUCAAGGAGGUGGAGGAUAUCUUGGCUAUCAAAGACGAGGCCGGGGAGGGCGAGAACCGCACCAGUGAGUCCAAAGGCAAGAGGGCGAAGGCUGCGAGCGCCAGCUCUGGCCCCGAG
This is a messenger RNA of Prorocentrum cordatum, 1875 nucleotides long. Lineage: Eukaryota; Dinophyceae; Prorocentrales; Prorocentraceae. The record is from the annotation of a GenBank genome assembly.